AUGGUUAAGGUUGAAAUAAGCAUUCUCUCAUUGUAUGGCUUCAUUGCCGGAGAUGACGAUAGUCAAAGCAGCUCCCCAAGUCCUGGACAUGGUCAAAACUCUCCAAGCCCUAGGCGUUACGGCCAAGUCACCCCAAAUCCUCGAUUCCAUGGUUAUCAAGCUGGUGGAAGCUCCGGCCGUAAUUAUGAUAGCCCCAAUCAUGGACGUGGUACAGGUCAAAACUCCCCAAACCCUGGGUGUUACGACCAAGUCACCCCCUAUCAAGGAAGUGCUCAAUUUUAUGGUUAUCAAGCGGAUUACGCCGACGGAUAUCAAGGAAAUCUAGCCGGAAAUCCUCCUGGUUCUGGCGGUUAUCAAGGAAUUGGUAAUGUAAACUCCGGUGGUUAUCAAGUGAACCAAAACAGUUAUGAAAACUCUUGUGGUUACUAUCAAGGAGAUCAAGUGAUUAAUGGAAUCCAGAUGGUUACAGUCCUUAUCAAGGAACUCAAGGAUGAAGAGGACUAG
Molecule: messenger RNA, 504 nt
Organism: Arabidopsis thaliana (thale cress)
Lineage: Eukaryota; Viridiplantae; Streptophyta; Magnoliopsida; Brassicales; Brassicaceae
Product: glycine-rich protein
Exons: 4
Coding region: 1-504 (167 amino acids)
Source: RefSeq, marked reviewed